CUGGGAAAAAAAAAAAAAAAAAAAAGCACGACGGCGGCCACCAUCGGUCGGGAGAUCAUUUUAGAGGAACGUUGUUUACCAUUCGGCCAUCUCGUUUUUACUCUUUCCUCGUCUCACUCUCGCUGUCUGUGUGUUAGCCUUGUAGUCAAAGAAACCAGCUUAAGCAAAUAUGACUCAAGAUGUUGAGAUGAAAGAGCUGGCAGCUCCCUCCAAUUCCGUCGCGUCGUCUUCUCCUUCCACUUUGCAGCAUUUGAAGGAGAUUGCAUCACUGAUAGAGACUGGUGCUUAUGCUCGGGAAGUGCGGAGAAUUGUGCGUGCUGUGAGGCUUACGGUGGCCCUAAGGCGGAAGCUGAAGCCCUCAGUGCUCUCUGCGUUCCUCAACUUUCUACUUACUCCAGGAUCCGAGGUUCACAGCCGACUGUCUUCAUAUCUACCUAAGGAAGAUGAACAUGACAUGGAAGUUGAUACCGCAACUUCUGCAAGUCAAGCUUCUGCAAAGCACUCUCUGCCAGAGCUAGAGAUUUAUUGCUACUUGCUUGUCCUGAUAUUUCUGAUAGAUCAAAAAAGAUACAAUGAAGCUAAAGCUUGUUCCGCAGCAAGCAUUGCUCGGCUGAAGAAUGUGAAUAGGCGAACUGUUGAUGUUUUAGCAGCUAGGCUUUACUUUUACUACUCACUCAGCUAUGAGCUUACAGGUGAUCUUGCAGAAAUUAGAGGUAACCUUCUUGCCCUGCAUCGAAUUGCAACGCUACGCCAUGAUGAACUGGGGCAGGAAACACUUCUCAAUCUACUACUACGCAAUUAUCUCCAUUAUAAUUUGUAUGAUCAAGCAGAGAAACUGAGGUCAAAAGCACCUCGAUUUGAAGCUCACUCAAAUCAACAGUUUUGUCGGUACCUUUUUUAUUUGGGGAAGAUCAGGACAAUUCAGUUGGAGUACACAGAUGCCAGAGAGUCACUCCUUCAAGCUGCUCGAAAAGCCCCUGCUGCUGCUCUUGGCUUCCGAGUUCAAUGCAACAAAUGGGCAAUCAUUGUCCGACUGCUGCUUGGAGAAAUUCCUGAGAGGACUCUAUUUAUGCAGAAAGGCAUGGAGAAGGCUUUGAGGCCCUACUUUGAGUUGACCAAUGCUGUGCGAAUUGGGGAUUUGGGGCUUUUCAGAUCUGUUGCUGAGAAGUUCUCAACUACAUUUAGUGCAGAUCGGACCAAUAACUUGAUUGUUAGGCUGCGGCAUAAUGUCAUCAGGACUGGUUUACGCAACAUCAGCAUCUCUUAUUCUCGUAUCUCAUUGGCUGAUGUUGCCAAGAAGCUGAGAUUAGACUCUGCUAAUCCCGUUGCUGAUGCUGAGAGUAUUGUAGCCAAGGCAAUCCGAGAUGAUGCAAUUGACGCAACAAUAGAUCAUGCAAAUGGAUGGAUGUUAUCGAAGGAAACUGGUGACAUUUACUCUACAAAUGAGCCUCAAAUUGCAUUUAAUUCAAGGAUUGCUUUCUGCCUCAAUAUGCACAAUGAAGCAGUUCGUGCACUUCGGUUUCCACCAAAUUCUCACAAAGAAAAAGAAAGUGCAGAUAAAAGGAGGGAAAGACAACAACAGGAACAGGAGCUUGCGAAGCACAUUGCUGAGGAAGAUGAUGAUGAAUUCUGAUUUAUUAGAGUACAAGGAACACUUAUUGCAUUGUGGGAAUUUCUUUAUCAUGCUCUACAUUUUUCCUAAGAAAUUUCUUACCAAAAUGUCUCUGCUCUUAUUGACUUCCACAUACUGAGAGGAUUUGUGUUCUUUUGUCAAAUCUAAGCAAUACCUUGCUACUGCUUUGAAUUUCAUACUCGUAGGCUCCUCAUAUUGUUAAGUUCUUCCUUUAAUGAAGCACCGUUUGAAUUUUAAACAA
Carica papaya (papaya) is the source of this 1874-nucleotide messenger RNA. RefSeq names its product putative 26S proteasome non-ATPase regulatory subunit 3. The record is from RefSeq and is a predicted model, not a curated record. Lineage: Eukaryota; Viridiplantae; Streptophyta; Magnoliopsida; Brassicales; Caricaceae. Gene Ontology annotation, cellular component: proteasome complex; proteasome regulatory particle, lid subcomplex. Gene Ontology annotation, biological process: regulation of protein catabolic process; ubiquitin-dependent protein catabolic process. Gene Ontology annotation, molecular function: enzyme regulator activity.